UCAUUUUCAUUUCAUUGUUGUCGAGUGAGUCAAAAAGGUCAAAACAUUUUCAAGAUCUAGUCGUCGUGUUUGGCGAGCUAUUUAUUAUAUUUUUCUGUCCAGAAUAAACAAUAAGUGAUCCCACCCAGUGUGGAUCACUAAAUAAACCUGGGUUAUAUUGAAUCAUUAAUAGACAUAAUGAGUAAAAUCAUCCCCUCUGCUGCUAAACUUCUGGCUACAAACACUAUUCCGAAAUCGGCCGUUCCAAUAGUAUCCACAUCGACAGCAAAAUAUAGUACUAAAAAGGAGGCAACAUUUGAAAUUAAGCCCUACAAACUCCAUAAAUUGGAGAAGGGUCCUGCAACAUCAGUAAUUCUCACUGCAGAAGAUGCAAUCAAUAUAUAUGAGAAAUUAGCAAUGCUGCGUAGAAUUGAAACCUCAGCAGGAAACCUGUAUAAGGAAAAAAUAAUCCGAGGCUUUUGUCAUUUAUAUUCAGGUCAAGAAGCGAUUGCUGUGGGCAUGCGCACAGCUAUGCGUGAUGUUGAUUCUGUGAUCACUGCAUAUCGCUGCCAUGGAUGGACGCAUUUAAUGGGGGUUGAUUUAGUGGGUGUGCUGGCUGAGCUCACUGGCCGCAAGUCUGGCUGUUCUCGAGGGAAGGGUGGAUCUAUGCAUUUAUAUGGAAGGAACUUCUAUGGUGGCAAUGGUAUUGUCGGUGCUCAGGUACCACUAGGUGCAGGUAUCGCGUUCGCCCACAAGUACAAUGAUGACGGCGGUGUUAACUUCGCAUUGUACGGCGACGGCGCCGCCAACCAGGGACAAUUGUUUGAAGCAUACAAUAUGGCCAAACUGUGGAAUCUGCCGUGUGUCUUUGUCUGUGAGAAUAAUGGAUAUGGUAUGGGUACCAGUAUAGAACGUUCUUCUGCAAGUACAGACUAUUAUUCGCGUGGUGAUUUCAUUCCUGGUAUUUGGGUGGAUGGUAUGGAUGUACUGGCAACCAGAGAGGCUACACAGUUCGCUAUCGAUUAUUGUACCAGUGGUAAAGGUCCGCUACUAUUGGAGAUGGAGACAUACAGGUACUCUGGCCACUCGAUGUCGGAUCCUGGUACAUCGUACCGAACGCGCGACGAGGUACAGGAGGUCAGACAGACGAGAGACCCCAUCACCUCUUUCAAGGAGAAGAUAAUCACUUAUGAAUUGGCUACACCUGAUCAACUAAAGGAAAUCGACACUAGAGUUCGUAAGGAGGUGGACGAAGCAACUAAAAUAGCUAAGUCGGACAGUGAAAUAGGUCCGGAGGAGCUCGCCGCAGAUAUCUACUACAACAAUUUAGAGCCUGAAAUCCGCGGUGUAAGCCCCGACUCGCCGUUGCAGCACAUAGAGGUCUCUGCACGAAAUUAGUUCUUAUUAAUAAGUUUAUAAGGUCUCUUAUCCCGUUACAGAAUGCUAAUUCUGAAAUCUAGAUCAAAUUCAUGAUAUCCUCUUCAUCUUUAUAAGGUUAGAAGAGGAUGGCACGGUUUGUGUUAUUUAUAAAACGUAUAUUUCAACCAGCAUAUAAUAUGAUCCCAAUAAUUGACUACCUACAUAUAUUUAGUUUAUACAUUUAGACUUUUUAGAGGCAUGCACAUGGCGAACAGAACACGUUUCUUUGUUUUAGAAAUAAAACAAUUGUUUUUUAUUGUGAAUGACAUUGUAAACUGAUUUUCGUAUGUGAUGAAUUUGUAAAUAAUUUGAAUUUAUUUUUAAAUGUAUACAAUAUUAUAUAAUAUUUGGCAGGGUAUAUUUUUAAAGUAUAGUUUAUAUAUUACUGUAUAAUAUUAAAAAUAUACCUGUUUACCAUUAUUGAUUUAACACAUUUAAAAAUAUCAUUCAUUAUAUUUUGAAUAAAUGACAGUAAACUGUUAAUAAUAGUAUUUAUUUUAAAACGAAAGAAUUCGUGUUCGAUUGUAAUCCGUCAUACUAGAUAUAUUAGCUUAUUUAGGAGAAUACUUACUAGUUAGCAAAACGUUAUAAAAUAUGGAUGUAUAAAAGCCUAAGAGAAAGUGAUACUGCCAAAAUCAUUGUAAGCUAUUAAAAGACAAUCGCAUGAUUGGAUAAAUAUAUUUUACAUAUAAUAAAAUGUAAAAAUAUCUUUUUUAACAAAUAUUUGUAUGUUAGUUUUAGUGCAUAACUGUACAUUUAAAAACAGGAAAUCAUUUGUUUCAUUUUUGUUAAGAAGCCUACUUUUUAAUGGUGAGAUUAAAAUAUUUUUUCCUUGUAAAUAUACUUUUAUUUAUACAGUUUUGUUAUCAGAAUAAUACUUGAUAUAAUUUUUUAAUGCCAAUUAAGUUUGGGACUAAGUUUACAAAUGUAAAACCUACCUUUUGUUUAUUAAAUUAAAAAGACAUCAA
Messenger RNA from Galleria mellonella (greater wax moth), 2366 nucleotides. RefSeq names its product probable pyruvate dehydrogenase E1 component subunit alpha, mitochondrial (gene L(b002)). The transcript is spliced from 8 exons. Lineage: Eukaryota; Metazoa; Arthropoda; Insecta; Lepidoptera; Pyralidae. Gene Ontology annotation, biological process: pyruvate decarboxylation to acetyl-CoA. Gene Ontology annotation, cellular component: intracellular membrane-bounded organelle. Gene Ontology annotation, molecular function: pyruvate dehydrogenase (acetyl-transferring) activity. The record is from RefSeq and is a predicted model, not a curated record. Bases 178 to 1377 code for a protein of 399 amino acids.